Molecule: messenger RNA, 333 nt
Organism: Tarenaya hassleriana
Lineage: Eukaryota; Viridiplantae; Streptophyta; Magnoliopsida; Brassicales; Cleomaceae
Product: auxin-induced protein 10A5-like
Exons: 1
Coding region: 1-333 (110 amino acids)
Biological process (GO): response to auxin
Source: RefSeq, a predicted model, not a curated record
AUGGCCGGGAAAUUCAUCGCGGUUUUGAGGAGUUUGCAGAAGCGGUUGCUCUCACAAGCGAAGAGAUCCAAGAAUCCACACCUCUACGAGUGUGAAGAAGCUGACGUGUCCAAAGGCGUGAAGGAGGGACAUUUCUCGGUCGUGGCGGCCAUUGGAGAAGAACCUACGAAGUUCAUGGUGCCUUUGAACUAUCUUUCGCACCCUACCUUCGUCCGGCUUCUAGAACAAGCGGCCGAGGAAUAUGGGUUUUGUCACGAAGGUGCGUUGGAGAUCCCUUGUUGGCCGUUCGAGAUCGAGAGCCUGUUGGCCGAGCAAUGGCGAUGCUGUUGUUGA